CCCCCCUCUCUCUCUUCCCCCUUCUUCUCCUUCCCCAACCAAUCAGAAGAGAGAUUCUGAGAGCGAUUGGGGAUGCGUGGUGAAGGAUGCUUUCGCUUUCCUCUCGCUCUAUAAAUUCCGCGGGGAAGAAUAAAGAAAGAAUUGGAGGUGGUGGGGUGGGGGAAGAAAAAAAAAAAGAAUCCCCCAAAUUUCACAGCAGCUGAGGCUGAGCUAGGCGAAAGAGAGGAGGGGAGGGGAACGGCGAUGUCGUCGUGGAACUCAGUGGGGCUGGAGGUGCUGUACCAGGUGCUGGGGUGGGUCGCCUUCUUCGCCUGGUCCUUCAGCUUCUACCCGCAGGUCUUCCUCAACUACAGGCGCAAGAGUGUGGUGGGCCUGAACUUUGAUUUUCUGGUGUUAAACUUGACAAAGCACUCAUCGUACCUCAUAUACAAUGCCGCUCUAUUCUUCAGCCCCUUCAUCCAGAGACAGUACCAUGAGCAGUAUGGUGAUAAAGAGAUGAUUCCUGUUGCGGCAAAUGAUGUUGCUUUUUCUGUACAUGCGGUUACCUUGACAGCUUUUACUCUGUUUCAAGUAUUCAUCUAUGAGCGAGGAAACCAGAAAGUCUCCAAAGUGUGCGUAUCAAUCACUGCUAUUGUGUGGGUAGCUGCUAUUGUUUGCCUAAUUGUAGCUUGGCCAAAAAAUAACUGGCUUUGGCUUAUUGAUGUGUUCAAUUCGAUACAGGUUGGAAUGACAGCAAUCAAGUACAUACCUCAGGCUGUCAUGAACUUCAAGCGGAAGAGUACAAUUGGUUGGAGUAUUGGCAAUAUUUUACUUGAUCUUACCGGAGGGGUGCUGAACUUUGGCCAGAUGGGUGUGCAAUCAAUAGAUCAACACACACUGGUGAAUUUCUAUGGAAAUAUUGGGAAAACCCUUCUUUCACUGGAAGUUGUUUUCUUCGAUAUUAUAUUCAUAAUUCAACACUAUGUGCUGUACCCUGUCAAACGAGAUGAGAAUGGUAAGGCUAUCAUUUCUGAAAGGGUAGCUCCUCUUAUCAGGCCUUCAGACAAGCCUGAAGAAGAUAAUGUAUGAUAUACCUAUUGUAUUGCACAUUGUAUGGCCGCCUUGUUUCAGUGUCGUAGCCAACUAUAUAUCCAUUCUUCAAAUUAAAUAUAACACAUACAUUUUCAUGUAUUGAAAAACUAAAUUCUGUACAUCUAUUUACGGAUUAAUGUAAAAAUGUAGAUAGAACAGGCCUCGACAUCAAUCUUGCAACAGGAUUUAUGAUUAUGUAAGUAUAGUUAUAAUAUCUCUCACGGAUUUG
Oryza brachyantha (malo sina) is the source of this 1300-nucleotide messenger RNA. RefSeq names its product cystinosin homolog. The coding region runs from base 244 to 1068 and encodes 274 amino acids. The record is from RefSeq and is a predicted model, not a curated record. Gene Ontology annotation, molecular function: L-cystine transmembrane transporter activity. The transcript has 8 exons. Lineage: Eukaryota; Viridiplantae; Streptophyta; Magnoliopsida; Poales; Poaceae. Gene Ontology annotation, cellular component: vacuolar membrane. Gene Ontology annotation, biological process: L-cystine transport.